Molecule: messenger RNA, 813 nt
Organism: Microthlaspi erraticum
Lineage: Eukaryota; Viridiplantae; Streptophyta; Magnoliopsida; Brassicales; Brassicaceae
Source: the annotation of a GenBank genome assembly
AUGGCUAUUGACGUUUGCUGUUCGGAGGCUCCUGGUUCAAGAAUCAGUCCAAGAAACUCAUUCUCCUACGAUCUUGACUCAACGGAGGAUGAAGUGAGAUUAGACUCGACACUUCUUGAUUCAGGUUCGGAGUUUGAUUUCUGCUUUGGCUCGAGUUGUUCUGUUCAAGAAGUGUCUCCAGCUGAUGAACUCUUCUCCGAUGGCAAGAUACUUCCGGUACAGAUCAAGAAGGUAACAUUUAGGGUUCAAAGAUCAGCUUCUCUCUCAUCAUCAUCAUCAUCUUCCUCCUCUUCCUCUUCUUCCUCAUCGUUUUGUAACCAGAGAGCACCAGAAAAGAAGAUUAUGAGACUCAAAGAGCUUCUGUUACAUCCUGAGUCUGAUCUCGAAGACAAGCCAAGAGGAUUGUUCUUGCAGUUCAAGAGAAGCAUAAGUCUCAACUAUGACAAAAGCCGAAACAGUAAAGGGCUAAUCAGAUCGCUUCAUUUCCUCUCAAGAAGCAACUCCACAGGCUCUGCUCCAAACCCUAAACAUAACUUGCUUCCCAAGGAAACUCAUCAAUCUCAAAAGACACACAAUCUUCCUAAACAAACAUCUCAUUUGAGAAGAUCCUCUUCGCUCUCUGCUUCAUUCCCUUAUCACUCAACGAAGAAACCACUCGCCAGAAACAGUUUCGGAAACGGACACGGUGGAAUUCGAGUUAGUCCGGUCCUGAAUUUCCCACCGCCGGCGUUUAUCUCCAACGUCGUCACCGGUGGAUUUUUCAGCAUUGGAUCACUCUGUAAUGGUAAGACCAACAGGAAGACAAGAUUAUGA